AUGGAGAAGACUUUGACCAGGAUUUGGACAGACAGCGUCGAACUCGCCAACGUUAUGAGCCAAUCUCCUUGUGACUUCAAGUCCCCAACUGCUCUUUCGGAGCUAGCAAGACUGCGACAGCACUGCUUGGAUCUCGAAAUUUCAGUCGAAGAGGAGCGAGAGCUUAGAUGUCUGGAAGAUGAACAAAAGAUCGCUAUCGACACACUGAAAGAUGAUCGGUCCAGCUUACCCCACGAGGAAAAGCAGAAACUCGACCGAGAACUGCAAAUCGACCAGUCGAACUCGGGGCCCAGCGCAUCCCGGGAUUGUGCAUUCUGA
Fonsecaea erecta is the source of this 318-nucleotide messenger RNA. RefSeq lists its product as hypothetical. The transcript has a single exon. Lineage: Eukaryota; Fungi; Ascomycota; Eurotiomycetes; Chaetothyriales; Herpotrichiellaceae. The record is from RefSeq and is a predicted model, not a curated record. Bases 1 to 318 code for a protein of 105 amino acids.